Annulohypoxylon truncatum is the source of this 2357-nucleotide messenger RNA. Its product is annotated as cytochrome P450. Lineage: Eukaryota; Fungi; Ascomycota; Sordariomycetes; Xylariales; Hypoxylaceae. The coding region runs from base 480 to 2156 and encodes 558 amino acids. The record is from RefSeq and is a predicted model, not a curated record. The transcript is spliced from 2 exons. Gene Ontology annotation, molecular function: monooxygenase activity; heme binding; iron ion binding.
CCAUAGUCCCACUCGGCCCAAGAAGUCCGACUAAAUCGGCUUUUUCCAUAAACACCGGUUUCCUAUUGACGAAACACCUCAAACUACUUAGCUGGGAUUAACCUGCUAUUUAAUUGGCUAGGCAUUCUGUAACAGCUACUAAACUUGUCAUGCCGACAUCCUAUUAACUGGGAAGCAUUCGCCUUUUCUAAUCAAUGACUUCUAGAUUUAAGUAAACGCCUAAUUCUCAAGACAUACGUCGAUCGUUGCUAGGAAUUUUAUCAACUCUAACUACUACUGCUCUGGUCGCCGUUCGGACCUGUUGAGAUCGGCUUCUCAACGUAUGACCUUUCGGCUAGCCCCUGUUCCGUCCGUCUAAUAAGACACAUCGCCUGGGAUCAAAUUCGCCUUAAUGCGGCCGUAGCCUUUAUCUGGCUCAGGAUCACUCUCAGGAACCAAAAUCGGCAACUGUAUUAUUUCAACUAUACACCAUAUCCACGAUGCUGUCUACUUGGCGGAACUUCUCCGUUAUAUCUCUCCUUUCCUCAUAUCUCCUCGUCUCUCUCCAGCCAGGAUGGACCAAAUCACAGCUUUUUGGCACAUUUGUUGCCAUCUGGUUUCUCCAAGCAUUCGUCUACUACGCUAUUUGGAGGGCGAUCUUAUAUCCUAAAUUAUUCUCUCCUCUGCGUGGUCUUCCUCACCCUAAGAAUGGGUCUUUCUUCAUGGGACAAUUCAAAGAUAUACGCUCUAAACCAACUGGUAUUCCUAUGAGGGAAUGGGUUUCCACUAUACCAAACAAUGGUAUAAUUCGAUAUCUGGGUCCGUUCAACCAAGAGCGUCUACUUAUAAGUGGUUCUAAGGCACUUGCUGAGGUCCUAGUUACUCGAAAUUAUGAGUUUCAGAAGCCAACCACUAUUCGCUUCGGCCUUAGUCGUCUCCUGGGUGUUGGUAUACUUCUUGCCGAAGGCGAAGAACACAAGUUCCAACGUAAGAACCUCUUGCCCGCAUUUGCAUUCCGACAUGUCAAGGAACUUUACUCGACCUUUUGGUUGAAGGGUCGUGAAGUUGUACAAGUUAUGACGAAAAGUAUCAUCGCCGAUGCGCAAAGUGAGGCGUCUAUCCAAGACCCUGAGAAAGCAAAGAAGACAUCAAUAAUAGAGGUCGGUGAAUGGGCGUCCCGGGUGACGCUAGAUAUUAUCGGUCUCGCUGGAUUUGGUCAAGACUUCGGGUCUAUUCAGGAUCCAAAGGCCGAGCUUAGUGAAACGUAUCGAAGUGUAUUCAAACCAUCAAGACAGGCCCAGAGGCUGGCUUUCCUAAGUCUGAUCUUUCCCAAUUGGUUGCUUGCUCGACUUCCUAUCAAGCGCAACAAUGACAUCAACGCAGCAGCAGAAACCAUCCGAAAUGUAUGCCGAAGACUAAUCCAAGAAAAGAAGGAGAAAUUGGCACGCAAGGAGCUGAAGGAUCGCGAUAUUCUCUCUGUCGCUUUAGAAUCUGGCGGUUUCUCGGACGAGAAUCUCGUUGAUCAGCUCAUGACUUUCCUAGCAGCCGGUCAUGAGACGACGGCUACUGCGAUGACAUGGGGUAUUUACAUGCUCUGCAGAUAUCCUGAGAUACAGAAACGACUCCGUGAUGAGAUUCGAGCAAACCUACCCCCUAUCGACUCAGACAAGGGGGUUAAUAGUCAAGACAUCGAUCACCUGCCUUACCUGAACGCUGUCGCAAGCGAGGUCCUACGAUAUUACGCCCCGGUCCCACUCACACUCCGCGAGGCUGCUGUUGAUACUACGAUACAAGGACAAAAAGUGCCCAAGGGGACGGCGAUCAUGUUGUCGCCAUGGGCAACCAACUUCGACAAGACUAUGUGGGGUCCCGACGCACACGAGUUCAACCCAGACCGAUGGAUGCCUAAGGGUCCUGACGACAAGAAAGCCGCUAGUGGAGGUGCGUCGAGCAAUUAUGCAUUCUUGACGUUCCUUCACGGGCCAAGGAGCUGUAUCGGGCUGGCCUUCGCCAGAGCCGAGUUCGCUUGCUUGCUAGCGACAUGGGUUGGUCGAUUCGAGUUUGCUCUGGCAAAUGAAGAGUAUAGGGACGAGAAAAACAUAAUGAUUAAAGGAGGCAUCACUGCUAGACCGGAACACGGCAUGCAUGUCUACGCUACGGUCUUGGACGGGUGGUGAUUUGUGUGACGUGUCUGAUGGAUUAUUGGAUACAGAACUAACUUGUAUAUUGGUGGUUAGGUUAUAUUUAAUGAUCUAGGAUAUUGUUAAUACCCCUUAGUCUUACUUAGGUAGUUAUAGGUACCGUGUAUAGAUCCCAAUGGUAGAUAUCCCAGUGUUCCAAGUCGAGAUUGAAUCUAGGAAAGGAGCAGUAAACAGAUA